Molecule: messenger RNA, 465 nt
Organism: Brettanomyces bruxellensis
Lineage: Eukaryota; Fungi; Ascomycota; Pichiomycetes; Pichiales; Pichiaceae
Exons: 1
Coding region: 1-465 (154 amino acids)
Biological process (GO): mRNA splicing, via spliceosome
Cellular component (GO): catalytic step 2 spliceosome; U1 snRNP
Molecular function (GO): RNA binding
Source: RefSeq, a predicted model, not a curated record
AUGAAUUUCCAGCCGAUAAACCCCAAGCCAUUCCUCCAGUCGUUGCUCAAUAAGCAGGUUAUAGUGAAGCUCAAGUUCAACAGCAUAGAGUAUCGCGGAAAGCUUCUUUCGAUUGACAACUACAUGAAUUUGUUGAUGGAUAAAGAUGUGAAGGAGGUGAAUGGAAAAACGCGGGAGGUGAGUCCAUUGGGGGAUGAGAUGUUUAUAAGGUGUAAUAAUGUUUUGUGGAUAUGUGAGGAUAAGAAGGAAAAGAAGGAUGAGAAGGAAAAGAGUGAUGAUAAGGAAAAGAGUGAUAAUAAGGAAAAGAAGGAUGAGAAGGAGAAGGAGAAGAAAGAUAAGAGUGAGAAGAGUGAGAAGAGUGAGAAGAGUGAGAAGAGUGAUGAUAAGCAAAAGAAGAAUAAGAAAGAUAAUAAGGAUAAUAAUGAUAAAACAGAGAUAGAAAGUGCCGAUGUGGAUAUGAACUAA